This is a messenger RNA of Lactuca sativa (garden lettuce), 1105 nucleotides long. Its product is annotated as zinc finger protein 8. Gene Ontology annotation, molecular function: DNA-binding transcription factor activity. The record is from RefSeq and is a predicted model, not a curated record. NCBI's taxonomy places the organism in Eukaryota, Viridiplantae, Streptophyta, Magnoliopsida, Asterales, Asteraceae. Gene Ontology annotation, biological process: trichome differentiation; trichome morphogenesis; response to gibberellin.
CAAUGAAUUAAUGUUGACUCCUCAACGACUUAGAUUUCUUUUAUAUAGUGCCCAGCACCACAUAUAAACUAAGGUCCACUCACUGCUCGAUUUGAUAUCUCAUCGCCGUCGUCACCUCCACCAUAAACCACCACCAACCACCACCUCCAGCAUUCAAAUGGAAAGGUUGAAAACACAAACUCAUGAUUUCUUGAACGAAGAAUCUUUCUCUCGACUUCCCUUUUCCCCUCACUUGCCACCCAAAGAGAAUUCAAUUAGGCUGUUCGGGAAAGAAUUUGGUGGCGGUGAUCUGGCCACCGUUAUCACCGACGAGUCUAGUUCAGCGAAAAGUACCACCACCUUUAUCCAGAAUGAAACCAAAGAAAACGGAGAAAGUUGCAGGAAAUUUGAAUGCAAUUAUUGUUGCAGGAACUUCCCUACAUCUCAAGCCCUUGGAGGCCAUCAAAACGCACACAGAAGGGAAAGAUUACAGGCCAAGCGUCCACAUAUCCUACCCUUCUCGAUCCACCGUAGCUCCUCCAAGCCACAACUGCAUAAUGCCAUUAACAACCACAAUCACAACCUCACCACCACCACCACCACCACCUCACCACCCUAUCGCCAUCAAUCCACUAUAAAAAACAUCAUCGACUAUAGCAAUAAUUUAAGGUUUUAUGGAGGAAAAACUUCUUACACUUCCCAUCAAACACCCAUCAACGGCAGGCCAUUGGCGUUGUGGAGAUUUCCCAUGGUGGUGCACAACUCAACUACAUUUAAUCACGGCAGCUUGUUGAAUUCCUCAGACACCGGAUCGAGGUCUGGGAACCUAUACAUGCAUGAAUUGCAGCAAAACAUUCAUGAUCAAGUUAGUUUGGAUUUGCAUCUUUAGUAUUGUAGUAUUAUUUUUUAAUCUUUUUGAGGAUAUGUUUUCCUCAUUGCAAGAUCAGUACAUGCACUAGCUAGAUCAUGGGAUUCGUUUGUUUAUUAAUGCAUUCAUAUUAUGACCGAGAACUGUUAGUAAUUAUGUUAUGAGUUAUGUCUGUGACAAGAUCCAAUAAUUAAAAGGUAGCGCAUUGACUUGUGUACAUAAAUAAUUAUAGCACGAUAAUGUUAAAUUGUCAAAUUA